Cryptotermes secundus is the source of this 3780-nucleotide messenger RNA. RefSeq lists its product as uncharacterized. The record is from RefSeq and is a predicted model, not a curated record. The transcript has a single exon. NCBI's taxonomy places the organism in Eukaryota, Metazoa, Arthropoda, Insecta, Blattodea, Kalotermitidae. The coding region runs from base 1254 to 2273 and encodes 339 amino acids. Gene Ontology annotation, molecular function: nucleic acid binding; zinc ion binding.
AAAUGUGAACCGUGUCACGGUUCUUUCGGUGUAGGAUCUUUGGAUUUACUCUCUCUCUCUGGCAACUACGUACGCUACGACGCGGAGCCGAUCCCUUUCCCAUCAAGUUCCUUGCGUAACCGAGAGGUCACGUGUUUCCCCUUCCCUCUUGUCCCGACACGAGCUAUGUUUACAGACGAGUAGGUCUGUGGCUUUUUCCUCUUCGUCUUCGACCGAGAAGGUCGGUUUUGGGAGUUCGAAAUUCAGUUUGGUUCUUGUUUACGCAUUAUGCGUAGAAAUUUUGUUUCGGCGCAUUAACUACUACAGGAAGAGAGAGAAAGCCCUGUCGAGCCGGCGUGGGGCUGGCUGGCUCGGGAGUUUGUGUAUUUAUUUAUUUAUUUAUUUAUUAUUUUCCCUGGCUUGUAAUAUAUAUUUUAUUAAGUAAGUACUUACUGAGGAAGUUGGGCGAGAGGUUUUAGAACUGCCCUGUAUUUGUGAGAGUGCCAGGAGUUACGUGACUUGUGAUUGGUCAAUGAGUGCCGCAAUGCGGCAGGGGCAUUUUGUUGGGAUUGAAUGUUUGUUUCUUUUCAGCUCUGUUUUAUGUAUUAUUUUGUAAUCGGUGUAGUCAGAACAUUAUGAUCGAGUUUCAUCUUGGCAACCAGGCUAUUUGCGACAGUUUUAACUAUGUACUUUCAAGGCUAUUGAUCAGCCCAGGUCAGUGAACUUAAAAGGGUCGCAACCGUUACUUUGACUGCGGGCAAAUUCUGAGUCAUUCUUGACUGAUGUUUAUUUGAUUUUUCUACCAGCCCUUCAGGCGAAGCUGUAACAUUUUCCUUGUCAUAUUUGUAUGAUUUACAUUUCUACUCUUUUGUUGCAAUAUAUUUUUAUAUUAUUGAAAAGCCAGCUGGAUUGUUAUGAUUUCUUGUACUCUGCUGAAAUACUUGUACUGCCCAACGCCUAUGCCAGCUAACCCUCUCGGUUCCUCCCUUGAGAUCCCCUUCCACUUUGGGGAGGCAUUGGAACACCACGAGACAAACAGUCGAUUGUGAGCUCCGGUUGUCUUCGAAGCGGCUCAACAAUUGGUAGCAGAGCGUGGUUGUCUUCGAAGAGGAGGAAGUGCGGCUCACAAUUGGUAGCAGAGCGUGGUUUGCGCAACCCGCAAACCAGAGUGUUUCGACUUGAGGAUCCAUGGGUGUCGUCAGGACUGUUUGUUGAAGUGUUGACUUGACUGUACUUUCACUUAAUAUUUUUGUGUGGUGUUCUAUGCUAUCGUAAUGCCGCUGGCGUGGAUCCAUAAUCUUCCGAGGGAGGAGGCUGAGAAGCUGGCAGUGGAACUGGGUGUGUCCGUCCAAGGCAGCUUAGAUGAACUCCGGAAAAGGCUGAAGGAUAAGUGGAGAGCUUUGGAAGCUUACCUACCUCCUCAAGUACCAGAUAAGUUGGCCCCGAGUAUUGACGUCGCUGGCACUACUGCUGUUAAGAUUUUAGGGGGCGACGUCCAUACUCAGACUAGUUACACGCAGAAUAAGUUGCGGGGUAAUGUAAUUUCUGAUUUGGUAAAGAAUAUACCCGCUUUGACCGAGCCCGAGCCUGAGGCAGUUUUUCAUUUCCUUGUUAGAGCUAAGGCAGUUUAUGAUCUUAAGCUCGUAGAAGAUGGCGAUUUUUUGGCUUUGCUGAUUUCCAGAACAGCCGGUAAGCUAAUGCAAACUAUUAGCGUCCAUUUGCGUAUUGGUUCUGAGUGGCGAGCAGCCUGUGCCGAUAUCUUGUCUGUCUUUCUUCCGCCUCGUAUCCGAGAGCGUUUGUUGAUGAAGUACGUGCUGGAUCGUUUUCAAGGGCCCACUGAGGAUUUGUUUCAUUUCGUUACGUCAGUAGUAAGUGCCGCGGAGAUCUUGGAAUAUCAAGUUUCUGAGUCGGCUUUAGUUCGCCGUAUAGUUCAGAACCUACAUCCCAAUGUUCGUUCGUGGCUGACGUUCGAGUCGGAGCCGAAAACUGUAGAGGAGUUGAAUCUGCUUGCGACUCGUGUCGCCGAGGCUCGUCUGGUCGAGCAAGUUAGAGGUUUAGAGCGUCACGUUCCCAUUGAUAAGGUUUCGCGAGAAGAGAGCAAUAGGUGCCCCGUUAGUAUGGUGGCAAGGGAGAGCCCUCGGGUGAAUGAUCGCAAUGUUCGCUGCUAUAAGUGUGAACGAGUUGGUCAUAUCGCGAGAAAUUGUUUGUCUUCUAACGUCCCGAGGCGAGGAGACCUCCGAAGGGCCCGAGCGAACCUCGGGGAGGGGAAACCUUCGGAGGCCCCGAGCGCCUGAGACGUGUUCGGCGUGACGUUUUUCGGUAUUAUCGAGUCUGUGAUUGCCUGGCCUGAGUAAUGAAGCGGAUUAUAUGAUCGACAGGGCGAGUGGUCAUAGCCCUGUGAUCGAGAGGCCGUCUCAUUACCGAUAGAUUCGUAUCCUUUCUGUGGUUCGUAUUUCGGCGGCGGGGGGAAGGUAGGCUUGAUGAUCGUCCGAUUCCUACGAUCUAUUGAUAAUCUGCAGAAAGCUAGGGAAAGAGUAGCGAAACGCUACAACCAAUCGAGGAGGGAGGUAGAAUGCAGGGUUGGAGAUUUGGUUCUUGUGAGGCUCCACCCUCAGAGUUCGAAAGCUCUACACCGUUCAGCCAAGUUGGACAAUAAGUGGUCAGAGCCAAUGGUCAUUGCCAAAUUCUUGACCAAGGUUACUGUACAAUUGGCAAAUCCAGAUACUGGCGUUUACACUAGGAAGGCGCAUGUAUCGCAGUUAAAGAGGUACUAUGUCGGUGAUUAGCUACAAGUAACUAAUAGACUACCCCUGAAUGAUGUAUUAUUAUUUUUUGUGAGCUUUUCCUGUAGUACAGUGAUGUUGCCUGAAGUUUGUGUGUGUGUGUUUCAGCGAGUGUCCUCCUUUAUCCUUCCUGUUGGCUCGCGAUGUCGUAUGCGACGAGAUUACUCCGACUAUGGUGACGUCGGCGCCUGAGAAGAUUUGUAACUUCGAUUCUCCUGGAUUUAUGUACUCCGCGCCCGCUAGGAUCGCCGUCUGAAGUUGGGGCUCCCUUACCAACUCAGAGGGGUGAUCAAGGGAUGCGACGGUCGUGUCGGAGGGUUUGGCGGGCUGGCACCCGCGACUCUCCGGAAGGGAACACUUCCGCGCAUGGAGCUGAGGAGUAUCUACGGAUGGGCACUAGAGAGAAAACAGGAUAGCGCAGUUAGCUGCGCAUCUGCUUGGUUGUCGUCGUUAGAGUGUCCAUGGAUGGAACCAGGAGUGUGGGAGGUGCCUGUGGUUUUUGCCAGGUGGAGAGAGGGUGAGAUCCUGAACCGUGUCACGGUUCUUUCGGUGUAGGAUCUUUGGAUUUACCGUCUCUCUCUCUCUGGCAACUACGUACGCUACGACGCGGAGCCGAUCCCUUUCCCAUCAAGUUCCUUGCGUAACCUAGAGGUCACGUGUUUCCCCUUCCCUCUUGUCCCGACACGAGCUACGUUUACAGACAAGUAGGUCUGUUGCUUUUUCCUCUUCGUCUUCGACCGAGAAGGUCGGUUUUGGGAGUUCGAAAUUCAGUUUGGUUUUUGAUUACGCAUUAUGCGUAGAAAUUCUGUUUCGGCGCAUUAACUACUACAGGAAGAGAGAGAAAGCCCUGUCGAGCCGGCGUGGGGCUGGCUGGCUCGGGAGUUUGUGUAUUUAUUUAUUUAUUUAUUAUUUUCCCUGGCUUGUAAUAUAUAUUUUAUCAAGUAAGUACUUACUGAGGAAGUUGGGCGAGAUGUUUUAGAACUGCCCUGUAUUUGUGAGAGUGCCAGGAGUUACGUGA